This is a messenger RNA of Cuscuta epithymum, 1840 nucleotides long. Lineage: Eukaryota; Viridiplantae; Streptophyta; Magnoliopsida; Solanales; Convolvulaceae. The record is from the annotation of a GenBank genome assembly.
UUGAAACAAUCAAACAAUUAUGCAGGAAAAGCAAUCACAAACUUAACGGAUGCUUGAAGUGAGGCGGCGAAGCAAUCAAUAAAAAAAGGAAUCGACCAGUUUCCCUUGGUUGUAACAAUCCAUCAAAUUUUCGAGCUUUACCAAACCCUAAUUAACAUCUCGGGGAGAAGGAAAACAUCGAUCGAGUCAUGGAAACGAGGUCAAAGAGGAGAAGAGCUGUUAAUCCUGGAGCAGGGGAAGCCAUGAUUGACGCUAAUCCCGAGUGCCCCAAAUGGUUGAGGGAGGGUGGCUAUGAAGACGUAUUGAUGGAAAUACUAGCUAGGCUACCAAAUAGUCGAAGUGCAAUUUCUGCAGGCUUGGUGUGUCCCCUUUGGCAUUCCAUCAUCUCUCAGCAGCAGCAGUUUAUUCCCAGGUUCUUAGGCCUCCGGGAGCAAAAGAAGAAAGAGCAGCCUUAUUCCAUCAUAUUCCGCAUAGUAGACAACUUUUUUGUUGCAGAUGAGUAUUAUCAGCCCAUCUGCAAACUAUUUUCGGAAGAAUCUGCAGUUCUCCACGGGGGAAGGAAGGAGGAGACGGGGACGUCAUGUCAAAGGUAUCCUCCUUUACGCCGCGGCAGCAUCAGGCCACGGCCUGCGCCCAACAUGGUCAUAAGAGCAUCUUGCAGCGACUUGCUAUUGUUGUCGCAAGGCUCUCGCAACAAUGGGGUUAAGCCAAACUCCUUCUAUCUUUGUAACCCAGUAACCAAACAGUGGUUCCAUCUCCCCCGUGUUAAUUUCGAUGGUUACUUACUUGGGUUUGCAGUGGUACGCAUGCCACAGCCCCCCGCCCAUAAUGGCUGUGGCAGUUAUGAAUACAAGGUGGCUUUCAUUCAUUUUCCCGAUCUUGGUCGCGAUGAAGAUGAUGAUGCAGACACUUGGGAUUUUAGAAUGUCAAUUUAUUGUUCAAAAACCAGACAAUGGAGUGUGAACUCAUGGUUUCGAUAUCCUGUACCUAUCAGCAGGGAACCUAGGUUUUUCAUUAGCCCAAUCACUUGCAAUGGAACUAUUUAUUGGUUCAAUUGUGAUAAAGUUCCUGACAAAGUCAUUGCCUGUGAUUUGGUGAACAAGCCCUACUCUACUGCCAUUAUCAACCUUCCUGAAGGCUCUGUGCCUGGUGGUUGGGGUGUUGUUUCUAUAGAGUUGGGUGUUGUCAUGGGAGAACUGAGAAUAUUCAACGUAUUUCACCCAUUUUUGGUUGACCAACAACAACCUCAGCAUCUCGUUGUUGUGAAAGUUUGGGAGUUGAAUCUCAGAACCAAUGCUUGGACUCUCGUUCAUGACACACACUUCAAUGAUAGGCCGCCGUCUAAUGGCAUCCAAGUAGAAGAAGACGAAAACAAGUUCAAGAUCCGUACAGUUGCUUUCCAUCCACACGAUGGGGACACAGUCUUCUUGGUAUGCGGCUGUGAUGUUUUCCAGUAUCACAUUUCACAGGGUGUGUAUGAGAAAGUCGAUGAGCUCUGUGGUGUUUUCCGGUAUCGCAAUUCAUGGGGUUCUGUGUAUAAGAAAGUCGACGACGUCCUUCAUCCCGUGCCUCCAAAUGUGCUUCUUACAUCCUUCACUCUCCUCCACUCUGUUUGGCCCACCACCAUGUUCUUCUCUCCUUCAGAAUAGAAUAGUAAUUGUUACUCCCUCCGUCCUAAAUUGAGACACAAAUUUGACUUUUUGGGUCAAACAGUUUGAUUUUAUUCCCUUAAUUAGAAUAUCAAUUUUUAUGCAAAUUUUAAUUUGGAGUUUGCAACUUUACAAAUAUUUUAAUGUAGUAUAUUUGACUCUCUGUUACUGUGUGCACACUCACAUACUAC